AUGCUAAACAAUUGCAACCAUAAUGACUACUAUCAAGUUGACAUUGAUACACCUUUGCUUGAAGCAUUAAUCUACGAUGAUCAUGUAGCCACAUACUAUUGGGGGAUGCAACUAAAUUCUCUGCUUAGAGCUUAUAUUGAUGUUGGACCUAGUGAUUACAUGGUGGAGAAUGCAGAUGAUGACGAAGAUGUGCUGGAGUAUGACCAAAAUGUGGCAAAGCUUGUAGCAGCAUGUUGUAAUGUUGGUUUUCUCUAUUUAUCCAUGCCUUCGGUAACUGCUAUUCACCUUUCCUCUUAUGCAAUGCCCACUUUUCAAAAUUUGACCGAGUUGCAGCUAGGUGAUCUCAACAAUCAUGGAUGGGAGUUUCUGCCGCACUUGCUUGAAAGUGCUCCUAAUCUUGAAACCCUUGUCCUGAAGAGGUUUGUGGAGCACGGAGGGUGCUUUGCUAAAUUUGAGAGCUCUAUUCUGAACUGUGUGCCUGCAUGUUUAUCUAUACACCUUCGAACUAUUUACUUUGAGGAGUUCAAUGGGGAGCAAGACGAACUGGAGCUAGUAUCUUAUUUCUUAACUACUGCUGAAGUUUUGAGGGAUGUGGAGUUCAGCUUUUGUUCUUCUUUGCCUGUAGAGAAGCAGUACAGCACUUGGUUGAAGUUAUCAUCGUUGCAAAGGUGCUCAAAGUCAAAGAACUGUAAGAUUCAUUUCGCAAAUGUAAUAUCAAUGUUGCAAAGUUUUAUCGAAUGGAUGAAAUCACUAAAGUGAAAGAAGUAGGGAAAAAGAGAAGAAUAUUGGUAGAGAUAGUCUUUGCUUCUUCUGACUUCUCUGUGAAAUACUUGCCAUUCAGUAUUUUUGGCUGUUGUGUAUUGUCAACUACUCCGUAUAUUUUCUCUUGAAAUUUUAAUCAAACAAUUCUCCUGUUUUGUUCUA
This is a messenger RNA of Rhododendron vialii, 924 nucleotides long. RefSeq names its product putative F-box protein At5g38390. The transcript has 3 exons. The coding region runs from base 1 to 759 and encodes 252 amino acids. The record is from RefSeq and is a predicted model, not a curated record. Lineage: Eukaryota; Viridiplantae; Streptophyta; Magnoliopsida; Ericales; Ericaceae.